AUGGUCUCCGUUAAGGCUUCUGCUGCUGAAAAGAAGGAAUUCUUACAAAGUCAAAUUGACGAAAUUGAGAAAUGGUGGUCCGAACCUCGUUGGAAGGACACCAAACGUAUCUACUCUGCUUACGAAAUUGCAAAGAGACGUGGUUCAGUAAAACCAAAUACUUUCCCAUCUACUGUGAUGUCUCAAAAAUUGUUCAAAAUCUUGGGGGAACACGCUAAGAACGGCACUGUCUCCAAGACUUUCGGUGCUUUGGACCCUGUUCAAGUGACCCAAAUGUCUAAGUACUUGGAUACCAUUUACGUUUCAGGCUGGCAAUGUUCUUCCACUGCAUCAACUUCUAACGAACCGGGUCCAGAUUUGGCUGAUUACCCAAUGGACACUGUACCAAACAAAGUGGAGCAUUUGUUCAAGGCUCAACAAUUCCAUGACAGAAAACAAUGGGAACGUAUCUGUGAUGGUACCAUUGAAGAAUCUGAAAUCAUUGACUAUUUGACUCCAAUCGUUGCUGAUGGUGACGCUGGUCAUGGUGGUUUGACUGCUGUCUUCAAGUUGACAAAAAUGUUCAUCGAAAGAGGAGCUGCCGGUAUCCACAUUGAAGAUCAAACUUCUACAAACAAAAAGUGUGGUCACAUGGCUGGUAGAUGUGUUAUCCCAGUACAAGAACAUAUUAACAGAUUGAUCACUUGUAGAAUGGCUGCAGAUGUUUUGGGUUCAGAUUUGAUCCUUGUUGCCAGAACUGAUUCUGAAGCCGCUACUCUAUUAUCCUCUACUGCCGAUUCAAGGGACCAUUACUUCAUCUUGGGUGCUUCCAAUCCAGCCGUCAAGGGUAAACCAUUGAACGAUUUACUGAACAAAGCUAUCUUGGACGGUGCCACCAUCGAUGACUUACAAACCAUCGAAAAAGAAUGGUUGGCCAAGGCCGACGUUAAGCUGUUCCACGAAGUAUUCGCUGACGCUGCCAAGGCUGCAGGUAAGGACCAAUCCGUAAUUGACCAAUUCAACAGCAAAGUCAACCCAUUAAGUGAAACAUCAAUCUAUGAAAUGCAAGCCUUGGCCAAGGAAUUGUUGGGUACCGAAUUGUUCUUCGACUGGGACUUGCCAAGAGGCCGUGAAGGUUUGUACCGUUACCAAGGUGGUACUCAGUGUUCUGUGAUGAGAGCUCGUGCCUUUGCUCCAUACGCUGAUCUAUGUUGGAUGGAAUCUAACUACCCUGAUUACGAACAAGCUAAGGAAUUCGCUGAAGGUGUCACAGCUAAGUUCCCAGGCAAGUGGAUGGCUUACAACUUGUCACCAUCUUUCAACUGGACAAAAGCUAUGUCUGUCGACGAACAAGAGACAUUCAUUCAAAGAUUGGGUGACUUGGGUUACAUCUGGCAAUUUAUCACUUUAGCUGGUCUACAUACAAGUGGUUUAGCCAUCGAACAAUUCUCCAAGAAUUUCGCCAAGUUAGGAAUGAAGGCAUAUGCUCAAGAUAUCCAAAAGAAGGAAUUGGAUAACGGUAUCGACAUGGUAAAGCACCAGAAAUGGUCUGGUGCUGAAUAUAUCGAUGGUCUAUUAAGAUUAGCACAAGGUGGUCUCGCUGCCACUGCUGCUAUGGGUCAAGGUGUCACUGAGGAUCAGUUCAAAUAA
Molecule: messenger RNA, 1629 nt
Organism: Kluyveromyces lactis
Lineage: Eukaryota; Fungi; Ascomycota; Saccharomycetes; Saccharomycetales; Saccharomycetaceae
Gene: ICL1
Product: isocitrate lyase 1
Exons: 1
Coding region: 1-1629 (542 amino acids)
Biological process (GO): carboxylic acid metabolic process
Molecular function (GO): isocitrate lyase activity
Source: RefSeq, a predicted model, not a curated record